AUGAAGUUGGAGUGUCAAGAAAAACACAGUGAAAUCAGAAAUGGCGAAAUACAUGUAUAUGCAUGGUUCUUCAAUAGAAAUGUGUAUGAGAAUAAUACGAACGUGAUAACAUUUAACAAAAUUAAAUCCGAAAGGUCUGGAAAGUACACUUGCGUGGCACGGAAUAAAGCUGGCUUUGAUUCUGAUGCUGUGAAUAUUAUUGUGACCUAUCCCCCAAUCGUUUGGACCAAAGACAUCACAUUUAAUGGAAUAAACAGACCAAGGAUUAUAAAAUGUAAUGUUUCAGGUGUACCAAAUACAUACAAUAUCACUUGGCGUCAUUACACUAACAACAACCAGUUGGUCAGGGUGUUUAAUAACAGAAUAAACGGGGUGCUUAUCUUACCCGAAGGUGAGACAAAUGACCUUGUGUUUGAAGACAGUGGGGUCUACAGAUGCAACGUAACAAACGGUAUUCCAGACGAAAGUGGAAAUCUAUGGCAGUCAAAAAAGAUACAAGUGAAAGUUGAAGGUAAACCAGUAUUAGCUAAACCACUAAAGUCAACGUUUAUCGGUCAUUUUAACGAAACCUCUAGUAUAAGCUUGUUUGUUCUCAGCUCUUCAAAUGUGACACAAGCAGAAUGGAAAGCAGCUGAAAAUAGAAACUCCCUUGGACAUGGUUGUUGUAGUUCAACUGUCAAUAAAACAUCAUUUAAUGGGAAGUGUCUUGAUAUGUCUGGUUAUACAUGCGUUUUUCUAAUAAAAAAUACAAGAGAAGAGGAUUUUCAAAACUAUACUGUAGAUUUAAUAAAUAAAAAUGGGAGAAACACUUUUGACAUUUCUCUAAUUUCUUCAGGAGUACCUGAGGUACCUAGUAUAACUGACAUUUAUCAAAGACAAAAUUAUAUAGUCUUGGAAUGGAAACCAACAUUUGAUGGCGGUGCACCACAAGGCUUUAUUGUGCAGUAUCGGAAAAAAAAAGAUAAAAACUGGGAGUCAAUUAGGAUUCAAUCCAAUGAAACAAAUGAUUUCGUCUACAUUUCGAAACUUAAGCCUGAUACCGAAUACGAGCUCCGAAUGCUUGCCUUCAACAGAUUAGGAAACAGCUCUUUCACAGUACAAUUCACAACUCUCUUCAAAGGUGAGACGAAAGAUGUCUGGACACAAUUCAACUUGUUUCUUUGUAUACCUAUUGUAUUGCCAGUUUGUUUGUUCGUUUUCUUAUUGUGGUACAGAAAAGUUCUCCACGACGGAAUAGUAACCAUGACCAAGGUGUGGUUAUUGGACACGAUAUCGAUAUUUUUGGUAACGGAGAUGACAUAUAUUCCUCGAUAGAUAGCCGUAGGCAAAUGUUAGAUAUACAACAAGUUAAUUACAAAAUCGCAGGAAAGGGCAAAGGAGGAAAACACUCAGAUUGUGAAAAUUCAAACCAACGACGAAACUGGAAAAGAAAGCAUGAUUCUACGAAAUUGAAUUAUAUCGAGAUCGCGUUUGAUCCUGUAGCCAAUAAACGCCAGUUUCGCAUUCGUGGAGCUGACAACAGAACGCCGUAUGCAGACAUUGACUUUACAGCAAAAGCUGAUCCAAUGAUAAGUUCAGACGAAAGUGAAGACAGCUUGUCUCUGAAUGAAAACAAUGAUAAUGAUUUUGUGUCUUUGGAGGAUGUUCAGCAAUGGAACAUUCAUAGUGAAUGAAUAUUAUAUUUCAAUGUGAAUGAAUACUAUAUUUCAUUGUGAAUUAAUAUUAUAUUUCAUUGUGAGUGAAUGUUAUAUUUCAUGUAUAUAGUAUUCAUCUAAACCUCCUUUGGGACUUAGCAUAUGUAAGGG
Messenger RNA from Mytilus trossulus (common blue mussel), 1805 nucleotides. Its product is annotated as neural cell adhesion molecule 1-like. Gene Ontology annotation, molecular function: protein binding. Lineage: Eukaryota; Metazoa; Mollusca; Bivalvia; Mytilida; Mytilidae. The record is from RefSeq and is a predicted model, not a curated record. Gene Ontology annotation, biological process: cell-cell adhesion. The coding region runs from base 1 to 1314 and encodes 437 amino acids. The transcript has 9 exons.